Camarhynchus parvulus is the source of this 1844-nucleotide messenger RNA. It is a transcript of the gene MAPK13, whose product is annotated as mitogen-activated protein kinase 13. The coding region runs from base 594 to 1691 and encodes 365 amino acids. NCBI's taxonomy places the organism in Eukaryota, Metazoa, Chordata, Aves, Passeriformes, Thraupidae. Gene Ontology annotation, biological process: MAPK cascade; protein phosphorylation. Gene Ontology annotation, cellular component: nucleus; cytoplasm. Gene Ontology annotation, molecular function: MAP kinase activity; ATP binding. The transcript is spliced from 12 exons. The record is from RefSeq and is a predicted model, not a curated record.
GAGCCUCAGCCCACUCUCAGCACCUCCCCACGCUGCUGGGAAGCCUGGCUCGGGAGAAAAGCGCCAUCGAUGUGAUCCCGUGGUGUCCUUUGUCACGAGCUGUCCAUCGGCUUCGAGAGGAUCCCCUGCGUGCCUGACGCGAUGUGUCUGUGGCUCGUCCCUCGGAUUCCCCGGCUCGGCGAGUCCUUACUCAUCCCCUUGUUUGGAGGAGGGAUUUCAUGAGCCCCUGGCCGAGCCCCGUGAGGAUAUUUCCGGGCUGAUGGAGCAGCAGAGCGGGAGCUGUGGAUGACAGGGGCGGCCAGAGGCGUGCCCGAGCGGGGCUGGCUGCUCCCCUCCUGCAGCAGAGCCCAGAGGCACCUGUACAACACCGAGGCGUGUCAGGAAACCCGAUGCCUCACCUCUGCCAAUGUGGAGGCGGAGGGAGGAGGGCCCAAAGACAUGUCCCUUCACGCUCGCAACAGCUGAAAACAGAGAAGGAAACUCGCUAGAGCCUUUUUCACCAGCGCAGGAAGCCUCCCUGUCCCGCUCUCACCCCAGAAGCCCUCCCGUACUCCACUACUCUGGGGGGGUGGCUGUCCCACACCCGCCGGGCGAUGAACAUCGCAAGGAGAAGAGGCUUUUACAGACAGGAGGUGAACAACACGCUCUGGGAGCUGCCCAGGAGAUACACAUCCCUCCACCCGCUGGGCUCCGGGGCCUACGGCUCCGUCUGUUCAGCCAUAGACAAGAAGACGGGGGAGAAAGUGGCCAUCAAGAAGCUGUGCCGCCCGUUCCAGUCAGAGAUCUUUGCCAAGAGAGCCUACAGAGAGCUGAUGCUGCUGAAGCACAUGCAGCAUGACAAUGUCAUUGGGCUGCUUGAUGUCUUCACCUCCACUGCCUCCUACCAGGGGUUCCAGGACUUCUACCUGGUGAUGCCAUACAUGCGGACAGAUUUACAAAAGAUCAUGGGACAUGAAUUCAGUGAUGAAAAGAUCCAGUACCUGGUCUACCAAAUGCUGAAAGGGCUGAAGUAUAUUCAUUCAGCUGGCAUCGUCCACAGGGACCUGAAGCCAAGUAACCUGGCUGUGAAUGAAGACUGCCAGCUGAAGAUCCUGGAUUUUGGCUUGGCCAGACAGGCUGAUGCUGAGAUGACUGGCUACGUGGUCACACGGUGGUACAGAGCCCCAGAGGUCAUCCUGAACUGGAUGCAUUACAACCAGACAGUGGAUAUCUGGUCUAUUGGCUGUAUCAUGGCAGAAAUGCUGACUGGGAAAACACUCUUUAAAGGAAAAGACUACCUGGAUCAGCUGACCCAGAUCCUGAAAGUAACGGGGCAUCCAGGAGAGGACUUCUUGGAGAAGCUGGAGGACAAAGCGGCAAAGAGUUAUAUCAAGUCCCUUCCUAAAAUCCCCAAGAAGGAUUUGUCUGUGCUUUUCCCUAAAGCAAAUCCUCAGGCUGUGGACCUGCUUGACAAGAUGUUGCAGCUGGAUGUGGAAAAGCGCCUUACAGCAACAGAGGCCUUGGCUCACCCCUACUUCGACCAGUUCCGAGAUAUCGAGGAGGAAACAGAGGCACAACACUCCUAUGAUGAUUCUCUGGAACAUGAGAAGCUUUCCAUAGAGGAGUGGAAAAAGCACAUUUACAAGGAGAUCUUGACCUUCAGUCCCAUUGCACGGAAGGAUUCAAAGAAGAGAAGUGGGAUGUCAUUAUAGCGACGGGUGCAGCUGUGGCUGGGACUCACUUCUCCCUGAUGACAUCAGAUUCAUUCCACACUGUGCUGCUGGUGGCCAACUUUUGGCCUGUGGGACCUCUCUCUAUGUGCCAACACAAGGAUGACACUGUGCUGUGGGCAUUGGACUUUGUUC